UAUAUAAAUGCAGACCAAAGGGCGCACACAGUCCCACGGUGUGGUAGCGCUUCAUCACCAGCCGCCUCCAACUCCACCAGUCUGCUGCAGCCAUGGCGUUCAACGGGUCCUGGAAGGUCGACCACAGCGAGAACUACGACAAGUUCAUGGAGCAGAUGGGCAUAAACGUCAUGAAACGCAAGCUGGCGGAACACGACAACCUGAAGCUGGUCAUCGAGCAAACGGGCGACAAGUUCCACAUCAAAGAGUCCAGCACCUUCCGCACCAAAGACAUCGACUUCACCCUGGGCGUCCCCUUCGACUACAGUCUGGCCGACGGCACCGAAGUCUCAGGAACGUGGGAGCUGGAGGGCGACGUGCUGAAAGGCAAAUUCACCAGGAAAGACAACAACAAGGUCCUGACCACCACCAGAACUCUGGUGGGAGGAGAACUGGUGCAGACCUACAACUACGAGGGAGUGGACGCUAAGAGGACUUUCAAAAAGCACUAACCUGGAGUCUGAAGUUCCGAUUUUAUUUUUGUAUAGAUGGCACAGUAUCGAUUAGUUACCUUCUGACAAUAAGGCCAAGAGGAGCGAAUGUAGGGACGUGCUUCAGAACACUGGGAAACUAAACACGGAGCCAAACUCACACGCACACAACUAAUCUACGCUUAAAAGUGGUCAAACGAGCGCAAAACGAGCCUCUGCAAAUAACUGCAGCGUGUUAGUUUUAAUGUUUUAGGAGUUACACAAAGUGCAGUGGAUUGUCUCGCUUUCACACAGGGUCACUAUUUGUGAGCAUCAGCAGGAAAUAUGGAAAAAGGUAAAGUGGCAUCUGGUUCAGUUGAGAUUUGCAUCCACUAAAACCUGGGUGACAUCAACCUUUUCACUUCUCCAGCAGCAGAGACUGAAUUUACUUUUAUUGCCUCCAUCCUUGACCCUUUAACUGGAAGCAGCUUGAAUCAGAACAAUACUAAACCCGCACAACAGCAAAUGUUAGAUUUUGUUCAGAGUCUUUAACUAUUUGGGAAAUAAAUUAAUUUGCACUAAUGUCUUUUAUACUGUAACAAUAAAGCAACCUAACAUCUAA
This is a messenger RNA of Betta splendens (Siamese fighting fish), 1071 nucleotides long. RefSeq names its product fatty acid-binding protein, intestinal-like. Gene Ontology annotation, cellular component: nucleus; cytosol. Gene Ontology annotation, biological process: fatty acid transport. The record is from RefSeq and is a predicted model, not a curated record. Gene Ontology annotation, molecular function: fatty acid binding. The transcript is spliced from 4 exons. The coding region runs from base 93 to 491 and encodes 132 amino acids. NCBI's taxonomy places the organism in Eukaryota, Metazoa, Chordata, Actinopteri, Anabantiformes, Osphronemidae.